AUGAGCGCCCAAAAGAAGGGCGGAUGGGGCUUCUCCAACCUCGUCGCGAAUCUGGAAUCUCGUCUCGACACCAUCCUCGCCGACGACAGUGAAGCUUCGGCCAAAGAGCGCGCAGCACUCGAAGCGGCCAAAGCGAAUCGACAGCGAUCCAACUCGGGCAGGCUAGCCACCCCUUCGAAUACCUCGGACGCUGGCUCCAGAGAGACAUCGAGAACACGAGUGAAUGAUCGACUUGCGGAACGAUUGGCGCGCGCUACAGCUCAGAAGACUCCGUCUAGAGUAUCAACGCCGGUGGACGAUGCGAUCAGGUCCAGCGGCGAGAGCCAGCGCUCUGGAGAGCUGCCCAGAACAGUACCCGACAUAGAAAUACAGAAACAUGCGACGGAAGAAGUGGCAGAGAGAGUUGACAAAGAUGCGGAGGCCAAUGGUGAAGAUGCAGACAAACCGUCUUCUAGUGAGCCGGGCUCCCUCACAACAUCAGCGCUACCUAUAAAUCCGGCGCGGAUAUCAAUCGACAGCUCGCGGCCCUCAGCAGAUGUCAUCCGUGAAGAAAGCUCUGGUAGACCUUCCAUUGAAACACCAAACGGUACCAAUCAGACCACCAGAAGCUCGACUGAGCUGCAGGCCGAAACGGACCAGAUGCAAUCGGAUCACGCCAAGGCCGAGAUCCAGCGACAAGAUGAAAUGCAUGCCUACUUGGAACGGAUCGAUGCCCUGCAGGCUAAACUCACGUAUCUGGCAAGGGAGACAGUUGCGGCGGCGAAAGAGGCAAAUGCAUCUGCAGCGGCUGGCAGUCCCGAGGAGCAGCUUGCCAAAAGAGAUGAGAAGAUUGCCCUGUUGAUGGAGGAAGGAGAGAAGCUCAGUAAGAACGAAAUGCAUCACCUGCAGACUAUCAAAAAGCUACGCGCAAAAGCAACGGAAGACGAGAGGUCCACAGCCGACUUGAAGAAGAAGCUGGAGCGUGCAGAAAGAUCGGAAGCUGAUCUGAAAAUCAAGUUGAGGAAGGCCGAGGUUGCCGAACGGCAAGCAAAUGAAAAGACCAAGCAGAUUGCUGUGAUCGAGAAGCAGGUUGAUGAAUUAAAGGUGGAUCGGAAAAAUGCUGCAGAACUGGUGCGCAGCCUCACGACACAGCUAAAAGAGGCGAAGGAGAAGGCUGAAAAGGCCGACCGCGAAGCUUCCGCGGCCGACAUGGGCAAGAUAGCGGACCUUCAAAACGAACUUGAAGACGCGCAGAUUGAGAAGAAGCUCGCAGAAGAUAGAGCUGCUGCCGAGGCCAAAAGAGCGAAAGACGAAGCUCAGCGGCAGCUAGAACGAUUCGCUGUGCGUGAACUUGAAUCGAAAAAUGAGAUCUCUGGCCUGGAAUCUCGACUAGAAGCGAUGAGGGCUCGUGCUGAGGAGGCCAGUUCAGGUCCUGGUGGGGAAGGUGAGAGCAGCGUGAAACUCAUGAGGCAGGUAGAAACUCUCCAGCAACAAUACGCACUCGCGAAGGGGAACUGGGAGACCAUUGAAGGCUCGUUGAAUGCAAGAGUCGCCGCGUUGGAGAAGGAAAGGGAUGAGAUCAGUAAGCGAGAGAGUGACAUUCGCAAGAAGGCGCGAGACGUGGGCACGAAGUCACGAAAAGCUGAAGAGGAACUGGAGAGUUCGACAGACAAGAUCAAGCAGCUCGAGCAGGACUUGAGGAGCCAACAGGAACAGCUCCAACUUCUUCGAGCAAACCUUGAUCAGGCAUCCGCCUCUCAAUCCGAUGCAAAGGCAGAGUUCGAGAAUCAGCGCAAGCUGUGGGAUGCCGAAUUCGCUCAACGGCUGGAAGAGGAGAAAAUCAAAUGGCGUCGGGAGACUUUGGGCUCAAGCGCCAACCGAACUGGGUCUCCUCGCACAGAGUCAAACGCGACAUUUGCCAGGAAAGCGUCCGCAACAGAUAUGUCUCACCGCAACAAGCCUCUGACACGCCUGGGCUCCUAUGAUUUGGCAACAUUACACAUUGAUCCACGGUCGGUAAGCCGACGGAGCUCCGUGAUGCCAACGCCUACAUCUUCUCGCGCCCUCGCAACCCCUACCGAAGCCUCACUUUCCAUCAGCAGACGGGAGUCCACGUUUUCCUUUGAUGCGCCGAACCAUCCACUCACUCCUGCAAUCGAAGUUGAUACCACCCGGCCCAGUGAAGCCGGCGACUUUGAAGACUUCAACUCCCCUCAACGCACGAUUGCUGACCUCGUCAGCACUUCUACUGCAGGUCCUGGCGCGGGACCCUCAGUCCAACUGGUCGAGAGAAUGUCUUCACUCGUGCGGAAGCUCGAAUCUGAAAAGGCCUCGUUUAAGGAUGAGCUCGUUCGCUUGAGUGCACAGCGAGAUGAUGCCCGGAACCAAGUUGUAGAACUGAUGCGCGAGAUGGAAUCCAAACGGCAAUCGGAAAGCAAGACUGAAGAGUUGGAGAAGGAGAUCGCGGAGCUCAAGGGACGGUACGAAGCUAGUCUGGAAAUGCUUGGCGAGAGGGAGGAGGAGGUCGAGGAAUUGAGGAGUGAUGUGGGUGAGUUGAAGAGAAUUUAUCGGGAAUUGGUUGAGACGAAGGUCGGUGGUGGUGAUGUCCGAAGGGUAGGGACGGGAGAUGAGCGUUCAUGA
This is a messenger RNA of Lecanosticta acicola, 2619 nucleotides long. Lineage: Eukaryota; Fungi; Ascomycota; Dothideomycetes; Mycosphaerellales; Mycosphaerellaceae. The record is from the annotation of a GenBank genome assembly.